Gossypium arboreum is the source of this 1051-nucleotide messenger RNA. RefSeq lists its product as uncharacterized. Gene Ontology annotation, biological process: translation. Gene Ontology annotation, cellular component: ribosome; mitochondrial large ribosomal subunit. The record is from RefSeq and is a predicted model, not a curated record. The transcript has 3 exons. NCBI's taxonomy places the organism in Eukaryota, Viridiplantae, Streptophyta, Magnoliopsida, Malvales, Malvaceae. Gene Ontology annotation, molecular function: structural constituent of ribosome. Bases 115 to 549 code for a protein of 144 amino acids.
CGUUAGCGGGUUGGCCCAUUAACAAACUCGCCUUCUUCUUUUUCCAUUCAGUCUUUAGUAACUAGGGUUUUAGCAAAAAAAAAAAACCGUUCUUCAACAGAGGAAAAAGAAAAAAUGGCGACUAAAUCCCUAAUUAGAAACGGAGCUAUGCUCAUGAAUCGAGUUUUAGUGAAACAAGCUCUCAACCCGAACCCGAUUUCUAACAAUCGAGUCUUUAAUCAAGGCAUUCAAAUCACUCCUCAGCUGUUCCCAUCUCUCUCGAAGCCAAAACUUGAAAUUCCGCAUUUGCCUCGAAACGACGUCGAUUCUCUCUCUGAAGUCUCCUCUACGGGGUUUCUUUAUCCAUUUGGUCUCCCUUCUCUCCGAUUCUUCCUUCCCGACGGAGAUUCAUCAAGUGAGCCAAUGCUAUUAUUCCCCAAAAGAACAUAUCAGCCUAGUACCAUCAGGCGCAAGAGAAAUCAUGGAUUUUUCGCCCGCAAGGCAACGAAGGGCGGUAGAAGAGUCAUUGCUCGAAGAAUAGCAAAGGGUCGUUCAAGAAUUACCGCUUAGAAUCUGGAUUUUCAGUGAUGCGUUCAUCAGAAUCAAAACCCGGAAGCUGCCUUAAAUAGGGUACAACUAAGCAAAUUUCGUAUCACCUUUUUUGCUUAAUUCAGUAGGCUCUGCCCAUCCUAAUGACACUCUUUGGAGGAAUUUUUUUUUUUCUUUCUUCAGAUAGAUUUAUGUUCACUUUUAGAUUUCUUUUUGAUACAUAAAACUUGCAAGAAGUAAUUGCUAUGCAGAAAGUUAUGAAGAACGGUUCUCGUUCGUUAUUUAUGAUAAAGUAACAAAGUAGAUUUCGUUCGAUCGUUUCUCUCUUUGGAUAGAUGUAUGUUGACUUUUAGAUUGUCUUUUUGCUUCAUAAACACUUGGUUCGAGUCCGAUCCAAGAUGUGCGAAGAUUUUUGUUAGGGAGAGACAAAUAACCUUGGAUGAAGUUUUAUGAUGAGCAUUGAAUAAUAUUCCAUCAUUGUAAAACUUAUAAUAAUGUAUAGAUUUUGAUAUUUUAUUAGAAA